This is a messenger RNA of Contarinia nasturtii (swede midge), 965 nucleotides long. It is a transcript of the gene RpS5a, whose product is annotated as 40S ribosomal protein S5. The transcript has 6 exons. Gene Ontology annotation, biological process: ribosomal small subunit assembly; translation. Lineage: Eukaryota; Metazoa; Arthropoda; Insecta; Diptera; Cecidomyiidae. The coding region runs from base 137 to 829 and encodes 230 amino acids. The record is from RefSeq and is a predicted model, not a curated record. Gene Ontology annotation, molecular function: structural constituent of ribosome; rRNA binding; mRNA binding. Gene Ontology annotation, cellular component: cytosolic small ribosomal subunit; ribosome.
GGUGCCAUCAAUGGCGAAAUGAAUAAAGUGAGCUGACAGCUCGUCGACAACGUCGGCCAUCUUGUAAAACAUCUUUCUUUUCCGGCGUACAGUCUUAUAGUGCGGACCUGUGAAUUAAUAUUUACUAAAUUUCACAAUGGCUGAAGUAGAAGAACAGCAAUUCGAAACUUUUGAUGAGCAGCCAGCUGCUGAAGAACAACAAUUUGACCAAGAGGCUGAAGCUGAAGCUUUGGCAUACGCCACAGCAGCUGAACUUCCAGAAAUCAAAUUGUUCGGACGAUGGAGCUGCGACGAUGUUCAUGUAUCAGACAUGUCAUUAGCUGAUUACAUCGCUGUUAAAGAGAAGUACGCACGUUAUUUGCCACAUUCAGCUGGUCGUUAUGCUGCAAAACGUUUCCGUAAAGCACAAUGCCCAAUCGUUGAACGAUUGACCAAUUCAUUGAUGAUGAAAGGUCGUAACAACGGUAAAAAAUUGAUGGCUGUUCGUAUUGUGAAGCACGCCUUCGAAAUUAUCUACUUGUUGACUGACAAAAACCCACUCAGCAUUCUUGUGGCUGCCAUCAUCAACUCUGGACCACGUGAAGAUUCAACACGUAUUGGUCGUGCUGGUACCGUUCGUCGUCAAGCUGUUGAUGUGUCACCAUUGCGUCGUGUCAACCAAGCUAUUUGGUUGCUCUGCACCGGUGCACGUGAAGCUGCAUUCCGUAACAUCAAAUCCAUUGCUGAAUGUUUGGCUGAUGAAUUGAUCAACGCCGCCAAGGGUUCAUCUAACUCAUACGCCAUUAAGAAGAAAGACGAAUUGGAACGUGUUGCUAAAUCAAAUCGUUAAACAUACAAACUACCACACAUACACUUUAUUACGCAUUUUACAAUGUUCUUCGUUGAUUUACAUUGUCUGAAGAAUUUUUUUUGCGUUAAUAAAAACAAAUAAUUGAAAACAAAGAUAAAAAAAAAUCAUGAAACAA